Molecule: messenger RNA, 2299 nt
Organism: Marchantia polymorpha subsp. ruderalis
Lineage: Eukaryota; Viridiplantae; Streptophyta; Marchantiopsida; Marchantiales; Marchantiaceae
Source: the annotation of a GenBank genome assembly
ACGCAGUCAUGCCCGCAGUUGUGUGCUACUAACAGUAAAAGAAAAAGUAGUAGAAGCACCGGAAUGGGAACAGGCCUUCCCCUUUGCGAAGGAAACGAGAAAUCAAUGCCUUAUGAAGGGGCUCUGAUGUCUGAGCUCCUCCCUUGCUGAAAAUUGGACUGAAGUCUAUCGAUAUCGUCUAACCUGCAGGGUUUCGACAAAUCUACCGAGUGAUAAGUGAGAGCGUCGGACUCAAGAGCACUGUGGACGUUUUUAGUGUUGUCAUACGGUGAACAGCUAUUAUGAACGAUAAGAUCGGCAUGAGAUGUCUCGAGGAUUAGCUUCCUUGAGUUACGACAGUUGACGUGGUAAUAGUCGACCAACAUCCUUGCACGUCCAGUGUGGUUUUCGACAGGUACCACCCGCCCAUCGAGAAUGGGGUAUAAAUGCUCCAAUGGAAGCAUCGAAAUGCAAGUGUCGAAUAUUAUCUGAAAUGACAGCAAACGCGAUUAUAACAGUCUUGAUGUUUCUUCUCCGUCAAAGUCAACGUUGAAUCUUUCGACAUCCAGGACGCUUGGAGCCGAAGAUAAAAGGUACAGAAUGGUAUUCUCGAGACUUGGCUUCGCAUGCACAGUUUUGCUGUGUGCUGCGUUCAUCCAGACCGCCAGGGGCACGAAAUGCAGAGCAAGCGACUCGGCAGCGCUUCUGGAACUCAAAGAGGGCUUAUCUUGCCAGGAGAUCAAUCCUAAUUAUAUCUGUCCGUUCGACUCGUGGCUACCGGGGACAGAUUGCUGCGUGGGCUGGCAGGGGAUAAGCUGUGAUGCUUCAGGCCAAGUGACAGGAUGGAGAUUGCAAGGUUACUGGAACAGCUACUUGACUUUCCAAAUUGGACGACGUGAUAGUUCUGACAAGUUUCUCACGCAGCUUUCCCGAGUGACGGCUUUGGAAAGCAUCGACAUUAGCUUUGUCAACUUCGGGGGCGCAGCUAUUCCGAAAGAAUGGGGGCAGCUCUCCAAACUGAAGAAUUUCAACAUCGAGGCGGUCAAAGGCUUUGGUCAGGGGGGAAUUCCCAAGGAAUUCGGUAACCUGAAAAACCUGCAGAGGUUUUACUGGAACACUUUAGUCCCGGACCUGUUGGGUCCAGGAUUGAGUAGCAACACCGGGGUCCCCAAGGAGCUCUGCAAACUGCACAACCUUCGUGAAUUUACCGUUUUCCUCCUUCCGGAGUGGUCGGGAACUUUACCGAGCUGCAUCGAUGGUUGGAAGAGCAUUCAGACCAUCAGCAUCAAAAAUGGUGACUCGGGAAAUUUCGGAGGCGUUUUGAAAACCGGGGGUCUGACCGGAUCACUUCCAUCAAACCUUGGCAAGCUCAAGAAUCUCACCGAGCUCUCGCUUGUCGGCAACAAAUUCACAGGCAGCAUCCCCACGUCGUUGGGAAAUCUAUCAAACUUGAUAACUCUUCGACUCAGCUACAAUCGACUGCAUGGGAAGGUACCGUGGUCCGAGCUCUCGAAGCUGAAGUCUCUUGAAUGGCUCGAUCUGAGCACGAAUGGAUUCUACGGACCUCUUCCGCAGCCCUUCUUUCCGAACGCGUUUCAAGAUCUUCAACAGCUGGAAAUCGACAACAAUAACUUCUGGGGCGAAAUCCCUCGCCGCUUGAUCGAUUUGCCCAAGAUAAAUACGCUCAGACUCCAGCACAACCGAUUCUGGGGCUUGAUUCCUUCCGCCGGGCCGAACAACGUCGGAUCACCGAUGUAUUAUUGGGACGUGUCCUUCAACUACCUCUCGGGAACUCUUCCUAAACUUCCACCAAGCCUGAAUUACUUCCUGGCGGCGAAUAAUUCUAAUAUCCAAGGCAGUAUUCCUGCUAGCUACGGCUUUCUGUUCACCCUCAAUCUCGCUAACAAUCGCCUGACCGGCUCUGUUCCAGACUCCGUGAAACAAGUGCAAGUCCUGGACCUGACGGGCAACAACUUUUCCAACUACCCGUAGUGGUAGAUUCAGGUGCCUUCAUGUACAGCAAAGGUUUUGAGCACAUGCUCAGUUGGUUGGUCUGCACAUCCAUCAGGUGCUUCAAUUGCAGGUUUCUUCUUACUUAGUUCCGUAGUCAGUUCAGCUUCACCGUUCAGUUCGUGCAGAAUAGUCUCAAUCAAGGAGGUGGCCACGAGCUAAAGUCGUGAUGCGCUCACUGCCAGAUUCUCAGACAUCGAAGACAGGAGUGGGGCAGAUCAUUCCUGUUGAGUUCGGAGAUUGAGAUGGGCACCCGCAUUUGUCGCCUGUGUGGCAUGACUCAUUGAAUGAAUAAAAAUGUACUUCUUAA